AUGGCUGCAUCUGCCCCUGCAUCUGACAGCAACAGCAACAACGGGAAAAACAACAGCGUCAGCAAUAACGGGAAAAACAACAGCGUCGGCAACGUUACCGUGACAAAGCAAAAGCCAGAGGACCAAAAUGCCGAGCCUCUCCCGUCGUUCCAGCCCGGCUUCACGGACCGGCUCGGCAUCGGCGCCUUCAGGCUGGUCAACAAGGUGAUCCCGUGGUACAAGCUGCCGGGGUUCCUGGGGGCCUUCAACCUGGCCUUUCUGCGCAUCGAGCUGCGCCAGUUCAACCUGCACGACGGCUACGCGUCGGGGGUGGCGCAGGGCUCGGUAGCCUCGGAGCCGCUGCUCGACGAGCGGUUCCUCGGGGCGCGCAACUCGGACGGCAAGUUCAACUCGCUCGAGAUGCCACUGAUGGGGUGCGCGGGCAUGCGGCUGGGGCGCAACUUCCCGCGCCAGUUCACGCCGCGGCCCAGCGACGAGGAGCUGAUGAAUCCCAACCCGCGAACCAUCAGCAACCUGUUCAUGGCGCGCAAGGAAGGCGGCUUCGUGCCGGCCACGACGCUCAACCUGCUGGCGGCGGCGUGGAUCCAGUUUCAGAUCCACGACUGGUUCAACCACGAGGAGAGCGCCACGCAGACGCUCGACGUGCCGCUGCCCGCCGACGCCGGCGACCCGUGGGUGCAGGAGCACAUGCGGCUGCACCGCACGCAGCCCGACGCGGUCCUCGACCCGUCCGACGUGGCCUGCCCGGGCUACCGCAACCUCAACACGGCCUGGUGGGACGGCAGCCAGAUCUACGGGUCGAGCGAGGCCGUCACCCAGACCCUGCGCUCCAGGCUGCCCGACGGCAAGCUGGCCCUCGACGAGCGCGGCUGCGCGGCCUUCCUGCCCCGCGACCCCGGCGGCAACCCCCUGACGGGCUUCAACAGCAACUGGUGGAUCGGCAUGGAGCUGCUGCACACGCUGUUUGCCCUUGAGCACAACGCCAUCUGCGACAAGCUACGCGGCGCGCAUCCGAGCUGGACGGGCGACCAGAUCUUCGACAAGGCGCGGCUCGUCAACUGUGCGCUGAUGGCCAAGAUCCACACGGUCGAGUGGACGCCGGCCAUCCUGGCCCAUCCGGCCCUGCAGGUGGCCAUGUCGGCCAACUGGUGGGGGAUCGUGGGCGAGAAGCUGACCAAGCUGGUCGGCCGCCUGUCCAAGACGAGCGAAAUCAUCAGCGGCAUCCCGGGCAGCGGCGCCGAGCAGGACGGCGCGCCGUAUUCGCUGACCGAGGAGUUUGUGUCCGUGUACCGCAUGCACUCGUUGAUGCCGGACAACAUCGCCUUCUUCGACGCGACGUCGGGCGCGCACAAGUCGACGAUCCCGCUGCCGGACCUGACGUUCGCGCACGCGCGGGACCCGCUCGUCGGGGCCGAGCCCGCCGUCAGCUUCGGCGACGCGCUGUACUCGUUCGGCAUCAACUACCCGGGCGCCAUCACGAACAACAACUACCCCGACUUCCUACGCGGGCUGACGACACCCGACGGGCAGACACGCGACCUGGGCACGGUGGACAUCCUGCGCGACCGCGAGCGCGGCGUGCCGCGGUACUGCGAGUUCCGCCGGCUGCUGCGGCUGCGCGUCCCGCAAACGUUCGACGAGCUGGUCGGCGGACACAACCCGGAGCUGGCCGCCGCGCUGUCCAAGGCCUACGGCGGCGACAUCGCGCUCGUCGACGCGCUAGUGGGCUCGCACUCGGAGCCCGUGAUCCCAGGGUUCGGGUUCAGCGAGACGGCGUUCCGCGUUUUCAUCCUCAUGGCCUCGCGCCGCCUCAAGUCGGACCGGUUCAUUGCGACGGCGUGGAACGCCGACACGUACACCCCCGAGGGCUUCCGCUGGGUCCAGGACUCGGGCAUGAAGGAUGUGCUCGGCCGCCACUUCCCCGAGCUCGUGCCCACGCUCGCCCGCAGCAAAAAUGUCUUUGCGCCGUGGGAGAUGCUGGCCGAGAGCAAGAACUACGGCGGCGUCGAGACCAAUGCGCCGGCUAAGAAGUAG
Messenger RNA from Lasiosphaeria miniovina, 2034 nucleotides. RefSeq names its product heme peroxidase-domain-containing protein. Gene Ontology annotation, biological process: response to oxidative stress. The record is from RefSeq and is a predicted model, not a curated record. The transcript has 3 exons. NCBI's taxonomy places the organism in Eukaryota, Fungi, Ascomycota, Sordariomycetes, Sordariales, Lasiosphaeriaceae. Gene Ontology annotation, molecular function: peroxidase activity; heme binding; oxidoreductase activity, acting on single donors with incorporation of molecular oxygen, incorporation of two atoms of oxygen. Bases 1 to 2034 code for a protein of 677 amino acids.